Molecule: messenger RNA, 3196 nt
Organism: Scatophagus argus
Lineage: Eukaryota; Metazoa; Chordata; Actinopteri; Scatophagidae
Gene: ceacam1
Product: CEA cell adhesion molecule 1
Exons: 11
Coding region: 152-2749 (865 amino acids)
Source: RefSeq, a predicted model, not a curated record
UAAUGAGAGCAGAAAGCUGGACUGAUGUAGAGCAAAUAUUUGCAGAUCAGAAGACGGCUGUGAUCGCACAAUAUCAGCCAGAUUUGAGUUCAUCGCGGCUGGAGUCAAGUUCUUUCAGCUAAAGGGAAAGUUCGCAACCAAAAAGAGCAGAAUGAAGAAUGGAAUGGAGUCUCGGAUGGUGUUUGUCCUAAUCCUGGCCAUUAUAAGCUAUGAAACAGCUCCCGUUCAUAGCCUAAGUAUCCAUGCUUCUGCGAACCCCUUACCAGUGGGCAGCGACGUCACACUUUUCAGCCAUGCCGAAGUCACUUUAGGUGCCUGGAUCUUCAACAACGAAAUCAUUGCGAUGAUAGCCGGUGGAAAAACAUUUAUAUUUGACUCUUGGACUAACAGAGUUACACUGAAUUUAAGCACUAACUACACAUCAUUGACCAUAAGGUCACUAAAGGUGGAAGACUCUGGACUGUACACAUUACAGAAAAUGAAUACCUCUCGUGCUGACUUAAAACUGUCAGUCCAAGUACCUGUUUCAAAUGUGACUCUGAGGGCACAGAAAACCAACCUGGUGGAGUUCAAUGACACAGCAGUUCUCAUGUGCUCUGUGUCCAGCGGGACAUCCCUGUCUUAUGCUUGGCUGAAGGGCAGCUCUGUGGUCACAGCCGGUGAUGGAAUACAGCUAAGCAAUGAAGGAGCCACUCUUACUAUUGUUGGGGUGACCCGCUAUGACGCAGGGCCAUUCAUGUGCAACGUGUCCAAUGGUGUAAGCCAUGAAACCAGUCCCCCUGUCCAUCUGAACAUCAGCUAUGGUCCGAGUAACACGAUGAUAUCGCUCAUGCCCAUGAAGUACAUCUACAGAACGGGAUCGAACAUCACGCUGCAUUGCUCAUCGGAGUCCAGCCCUCCAGCGAUGAUCCAGUGGAUGCUUGAUGGAGUGUACCUAAAUCAGUUUGCCCCGCAGCUUCAGCUAGAAAAGACUACAGAGAGCAACUCAGGAAAUUACCAAUGCAUAUUACACAACACAGUCACAUCGAGGUUCAGCAGCACGAGUGCAAUUAUCAGGAUUUUAGAUCCAAUAGAAGCAGUUGUGGUGAAUCACACAGGUGGACCAGCGAUACUUAAUGACUCAUUCACCAUGUGUUGUGAAGUGACUGGAUCUGUUGACAGCAUUCAGUGGUGGAGGAAUGGUCAGCUUAUUCCUCCUGACAAUUCAACAGUCUUUGACAUGGGCAACAAGACAUUAACCCUCAGUCCAGUACAACAUUCAGAUCAAGGAGAUUAUCAGUGUCAAGCCUUCAAUUAUGUAAGCAACAUGACCAGCAGCCCAUACACAGUGGAUGUGAUCUAUGGACCAGAGAUGACAAUCAUCACUGGACCAAAAAUGGCAAAGACUGGAUGCAAUGUCACACUCAGCUGCAAUGCAUCAUCGAACCCUCUCAGCAUCAAAUGGUUCUUCAAUGAUACUGUUGUAGCCACAAUGCCCGAGUAUGUCACACCUCCUCUUACCGAAGACAUGAGUGGGAUGUACACCUGUAUGGCCUACAACAACAUCACCGGCAAAAACAGCACUGCAUAUACAAUGCUUACUGUUAUUGACCCAAUAACAGAUGUACAAAUAGACUCACCAAUGGAUCCUGCCAUGGAUGGCCAUUAUUAUAACCUAACAUGCAACGUGACUGGACCUGCCAUGCAUGUUUACUGGAUUAAAAAUGGCGAGCCGCUGCGUGAAGACAACAGAACUGUUUUCUGCAUAGAUAAUAAGACAGUCAUGUUCAACCCACUAGAACAGGAUGAUACUGGAAACUACCAGUGUAUGGCUCUUAAUGCUGUUUCGGACAUGACCAGCCCUCCUUACAAGCUCCUUGUGAACUUUGGACCAGAGACGCCCAUCAUUGACGGGCCAGCUUUCGCAGAGACAGGACACGUCGCAGUCUUCCACUGUUCUGCCAAGUCAGUGCCACCCAGUCAGUUCAGCUGGUGGUUCAAUGGCUCUGAGGUGGCCAGUACUGCAGAGUUUACAACUGGUCUUUUGCAUUUAAAUAUGAGUGGAGAAUACACUUGUAUGGCCUACAACAGUGUGACGGGAAUGAACAGCACAAACACCAAGAUGCUCACAGUCAUUGAAGCAAUAGAGUCAGUGAUGGUCAGAGCCCACUCAGUUCCAGUAAACUCUGAAAACUUCACUCUCACCUGUGAAGUCACUGGGCCCUAUGACAAGAUCUACUGGAUGAAGAACAACAUGUACCUCAACAUGAACACUUCCAAUGCUAAAGAAAACAUGUCCUACUACAUGGAAAACAACAUGCUGCACUUCACUCCAGUGACAAUGUACAAUGAUGGGAAUUACCAGUGUGUCGCCACCAAUCAGGCUGCCACACAUCAAAGCCCCCCAUACAUGCUCCUAGUGAACUAUGGCCCUCUGAGUAUGCAUAUCUCUGGUCCAGAUUCUGCAGAAUAUGGUCACCUCGUGUCCCUGAGUUGCUCUGCUGAUUCUCAGCCAGACUGUGACUUCAGCUGGUUUUUUAGCAGUAACUCGUUAAUUCUAGUGACGGGCCCUGUUAUCACGUUCCCUGCCGUAAAGCAGAAUGAGGGGAACUACACAUGUAAGGCGAGGAACCCUGUGACUAAUGUCAUGAUGUACCAGACUAAAUACUUCACUGUUGAAAAUCACGCGUCUGCCCUCCGCAUCUCAUCCCAGGGAGCUCUGAUGUUGAUCAGUCUGUUGGCUUUGUCUGUCACUGUGCUGUUCAACUGAGUCCUCUACACUGAGAAAUCCAGUCAGACUCAAAGGCCUCUUGCUCCCUCUGCAGUCAACAGUCUCACUGUGAAAUGAAUGGGAAGGGACUGUGCCAUCACUUCUUGGGGGUUUUGCCUGAAGGGCAAAGAAGAAGUGUGGUAGGCUUUUUCAUGCUAAAUGUUAUCAUUAUUAGCAGAUAAGGGUAGUGGUCUAAGUGUCAUUGUGCUGGUUGUUGCUUGUGCACUUAAUAAAAAUAAUUCAUAGUUCAACUAAGGGAAACAACACCAAUGUGUUUUGCUAAAAUACCUCCAUACUCUUUUGACAUUGAUUGCACGUCUUCAGUCUGCACUCCUGCAACUUUUUCUUUCAUGUGUGAUGAUAUUUAAAAUGUAUCUGAAUGUAAAUCUUAUCAUGCUUUGAUUUACUGUAUUUAUUUCUAUAUGAAUAAAAAAAAAAUCAACAACA